CCCUCUCUCCGUGAAUCUGCACAAGAGGCCCAAAUUGAAACCCACAGCCACUGUACACCGAUGAAGAACCCACAGCCACAGCGGUAAUUUUUCUCUCUUUUUUCUUUGUUUCCUUUUGAUUUCUCUCCCAGCCGUGGAGAGAAGACUCAGCAGAAAAAACCAAAAAAAAAACUGAACAGGCCACAAACGAGUCUGGUCGUGUGUCUCGUCGUCGACUGAUUUCCUCACCGACGACCGAUUCCCGGCGAUUCCGCCGGUGAUUGACGCUGUAUAAUCUCCUGGUCUUCCUUCUUCGCCAUUUGAGGUUCGUUUUUGAGCCCCUCUACGGUUGAUUGUAUCAGUAUUCCAGAUUGAGUUCGAAGACUACCAACCUAAAUUCCUUUCUCAGCGGCCCGUCACCAGCACUUCCCUGGAACAGCACUGUAACACCGCACCACUCAACCACUGGUUUUGAUAUUUUGGGAUCCCAUCGCCGAAUUACAACUCGGACUAAAGUUUGAGGUCUCCGAGCCCAAUACAUCAACACCCCUUUGCCUCCUUCUCGCUUUGGAAACCAACGACUGAGUGAUCGCCGUUUCAGGCUUAUUUGAAGAAUGGGAGAGAGAAAGGUGCUAAACAAGUACUACCCGCCGGACUUUGACCCCUCGAAGCUUCCGCGGGUCCGGAGGCCCAAGAACCAGCAGAUCAAGGUCCGCAUGAUGCUCCCCAUGAGCAUUCGCUGCAACACCUGCGGCAAUUACAUCUACAAGGGCACCAAGUUUAAUUCCCGCAAAGAGGACGUCGUCGGCGAGGCAUAUUUAGGAAUUCCACUAUUCCGAUUUUAUUUCAAAUGUACAAGGUGCUCUGCUGAGCUCACGAUGAAGACAGACCCUCAAAAUUCAGACUAUAUCGUUGAGUCUGGUGCAACACGAAAUUUCGAACCUUGGCGUGAAGAGGACGAGCUAACAGAGUCGGAGAAACACAAAAGGGAUGCUGAAGAGAUGGGAGAUGCGAUGAAAUCUUUGGAGAACAGAACCUUGGAUUCAAAAAGAGAGAUGGAUAUACUGGCUGCACUGGAUGAGAUGAAGUCUAUGAAGUCCAGACAUGCAACUGUGAGUGUAGAUGCCAUGCUUGAGGCCUUGCAGCAUACAGCUGUGCAAAAGGAGAAAAAGUUGGAAGAAGAGGAUGAAGCACUUAUAAAAUCAAUAUUUCAUAAUUCAAAAGAUUAUGUUCGAAGAAUUCAUGAUGAAGAUCUUGACGAUGAUGAAGAUAUGAUUCAGCUUUCAAGUGGCAAUGGUGAAACAUCUUUUGAUCAACCAAAGAGGAGAAAGGUCUCUGAAGAGCUUCCUGGUAACCCGACAGAUUCUUUGGCAAGAGCAACUUCUGCUGAUUGUCCCACCAACAAAGAAAAUGAAGGUGGUUCAGGGGCUCCUGGUGAUGCUAAGUUAGUAAUCAAGUCUUCAACCGUUAGGAUUUCGGUUGUUAAGAAAGCAGCCUCUGACGAUAGCAAUUCAGCGAAACUGGAGAAGAAAGAUAACACAAGUAAACUACCAGUUGUUCCAGAAGAUAGCAGUCUAAAGCAUACAAGCACUGGACUAGCCUCACUCUUACAAAACUAUGAGAGUGAUGACGAUUAGUGGGUGAUUUUAAGGUAGAUUGUGUAUAACCAUUACUUUCUUCUGCAAGAUUGUUAGAAAAUUCAUUUAUGGUAAGAGUAAUGCUAUAUUUUACAUUUGUAUCUCCCAACUAUCUAACAAUGUUGAUGUGACAAUAUCAACUAAUGUUUGUCAUCUUCAAUAUAAGAGUGCUGAAUUUGGCGAUUUCUUUUA
Molecule: messenger RNA, 1808 nt
Organism: Corylus avellana
Lineage: Eukaryota; Viridiplantae; Streptophyta; Magnoliopsida; Fagales; Betulaceae
Source: RefSeq, a predicted model, not a curated record